Ceratosolen solmsi marchali is the source of this 2441-nucleotide messenger RNA. RefSeq names its product myb-like protein AA. The record is from RefSeq and is a predicted model, not a curated record. The coding region runs from base 28 to 2403 and encodes 791 amino acids. Lineage: Eukaryota; Metazoa; Arthropoda; Insecta; Hymenoptera; Agaonidae. The transcript is spliced from 8 exons.
GCACCACGUACGGCAUCACGUAUCGCGAUGCUCUGCUGCGUGUCGAGGAAGGCGGCGGCCGGCGCCGACGGUGACCUGCCGCGCUUCGUCGAGGACGAGGCGCUGAGGACGCUCGACGAGGCGGUACUCGACGUCGUCGCCGUCGCCAGCAGCUUCGCCAGCUUUCGUGGCCUCGAGACGCUGCCCGAGGAGUCGCCCGACUGCUACCGAGCUGGCCGCCCGGUCCCCGUAAUCGCCCUAGCACCCGAUGCGCAGCAGGAAGCGCUGCUGCCUUGUGGCGUAUGCCAUCGGAAGUUUAAUCCUCGCUCGUUCGAUAAGCACGUGAAAAUCUGCGAGAGGGCGACGACGAAGAAGCGCAAGCCCUUCGACUCCGCGCGACAGCGGAUCCAGGGCACGGAGCUCGCCGAGUUCCUGCCGAAGCAACAACAGCAUCAUCACCACUAUCAGCACUCGGAGUCGCGCCGUCCCAGUGGAAACCACCACGAGGACAGGUCCUGCAAGAAGCCAGGCAAUGCCUGGAAGCAGACGCGCGACGAGUUUCUCAGGGCGAUACGUACCGCACGUGGACACAAUGUGCUGAGCUCGUCGUCCUUGCAACACCAUCAUCACCACCAUCACCAGCAGCAGCAGCAGCAGCAGCAGCAGCAGCAGCAACAGCAGCAACAACAACAACAGCCAACAUCAACAUCAAUACCACAGCAACAUCACCAUCAUCACGGGGUCCAGGGUGCGCAGCAGCGGCCGUCGACCCUCUCUCUGGUGACGUCGUUGGGGGCGCCGAUGCGCUCGAACGAGAAGGGCCAGUGUCCAACUUGCCAGCGCCAGUUCGGCGUCAAAUCCUACGAGCGUCACGUCGCCUUCUGCAAGGAGCGCUCGACGAGGCUUCCCGCCAGUCCUCAGACCAACAACAACGUCGCCAAGGAGAGACUCGAAGCCCGCAUGAGGUACCGCGCGCCCAUCUUGCGCAACAGGCGGACCAUCAAUCGGGAAAAGUAUUCGCCCGGCAUUCCGAAGUCGGUAGUGCAGUCGCCCCUCAUGCCCAGGGCUCCGAUCAAGGAGUCCAGCUCCGUUGCCACCAAGAGCAACGACAGCAGCGCCAGUCCCAAGCUACCUGUCCUGAAACGUCCGGGAAAGACGAACAAGGAGUUGCCGACUGCGAGCAGUGGUCCAUUGAAAUCACGACCGAUCGAUCGUUCAAACAGUGGUAUCAGUAAGGACUACGACCCGUUCCUCUUGGCCGAGCAACAGCUGAACGACCUCUUCUCGGACACGAGUGACCAAUCGUCCACCGACGGCUCCUCGAUCUGCCCCCCGCGCAAAUCCUCCUCCAGUCCCAAUAACCCCCUCUCUCAUUCCUCAGCAUUCGCUAAAUAUCCAGGCGGCGUUCAGCCGACAUCCUCGUGCAUCCAGACCCAGCAUCAGCCGCAGUCCCAGCAAUCCCAGUCUCAGCCUCAGUCUCAGUCUCAGUCUCAGUCUCAGUCUCAGUCUCAGUCCCAAGCGCAGCAACAGCAUCAGCAUCAGCAACGGGGCUCUCUGAUAGCACCCCCGACGGGCUUCGACGAUCAGGCAUCCUCGGACUUGUCGAGCGACUGCGGCGAGAGUCACUCGCGCGAGCCUCCGAGCUCCUCGUCGGCCUCGAACUCGCUUGGCGGCCACGUGCUGGGCCGGCGGCUUAUAAUCGAUCAGAGCCAGGCGCUGGGCGGCGGUGAGUUCGCUCCGGAACAGCGGCCCUCGCGGAUCAGCAACGCCACGAGGCCCGGGCCCGGCCGCCCAGGUCCCAAGCCACCCGAGAGGAAGAUCUCGAGUAGCUCCUCCUCGGGUAGCUCGGACUUUUCGCGCGGCUGCAAGCCCAGGGCCUCGCUGAGCAACGGCACGGCCCAGCCGCGAGCCGGAAGCGACUUCAAGAGCCUCAACGGCAGCAACCUCAGCUUGAGCUCCAUCGUGUCCAGCACGGAUAUGGAGAUCAAGCGCUCGAACUCGCUGUUGGACGAGCUCCUGAGCACGUUCGAGGACGAGGGGAGCUCGACCCCGACUCUGCCCUCCCUCAUGACCCUCGUGAGAAACGACACGUCGCUCUCUUUAUUGUCUAGCGUGUCCCAGUCACAGAACGGCGUCAACGGACAUCAGCAGCGGGCCCCGACCAACGGCAGGAUCAACUGCAGCGACGACGACGGUGACUCGUCCUCACCCGAGAGCAUCAAGAGGCAGGGCUGCGGUAGCAAACUCAACGCCGACUCCGCUUACAGCAGUCUGAAUCGCAAACAAUCGAGCCACGGACGCAGCGCAAACGAGUUGAACAGCAGCAAAUUCAAGAUGUCGAAAUUCUGCCACGAGUGCGGCUUCAAGUUCCCGGAUUUGGCUAAGUUCUGCUGCGAGUGCGGCGUCAAGAGACUCACCCUCUGAUAUUCCGUCCUCCGGAGCUUUCUGCCAGCGAUUCCUAC